Messenger RNA from Stylonychia lemnae, 1392 nucleotides. Lineage: Eukaryota; Ciliophora; Spirotrichea; Sporadotrichida; Oxytrichidae. The record is from the annotation of a GenBank genome assembly.
AUGGAAAGUACUCAAAAUUUAGCCUAGUCAGACAACUAGAACUAAGAAGAGUAAUAUGAUCAUGUCAUUUUAUCAUGGUAACCAUAUAACGGCAUGAGGCACGCACAUCUUACCAGGAAAGAAAUAUAUGAUUAAAGAGAUUAGAAAUCAUAAAUAGCUAUCGUCCCAGCUCUAAUGUUAUUCAUGCCUAUGACGCAUGAUGUAUUGCUUCCUAACUAUCCAAUUCCAAAUCUCCUCGAUGGUAUAAUAAUGAAGCCUGAUCAUUCUUCAUUCAAAAUAUUAAAGGUAGGAGGAAACACUGAAUCAGGAACUAAAUCAGUUAAUAUUGGGUUUGUGAAUUGCUCCUUUAAUUAUAAAGAUAUGAGUCUUUGUGACUAUUGCCCUAGGAAUCUAGUUAAAAGAGCAAUUUUGGCCCUUUAGUAAAAACACAAUAUAUCUGUUAAAAUUGGAUAUGAAAUAGAAUUUAAUGUUCUUGAUAUGGAUGGAAAGCCUAUUAACAAGCAUAGUGGGCUGAACUUAGAUGCUCUUUUAAAGCAAUCCGAUGUUUUAAUAAGAAUCUCAAAUGAACUUAAUUCACAAGGGGUAAGGGUACUAAACAUGCAUAAAGAAUCUUCUCAUGGCUAAUAUGAGAUUGUCCUAGAUUAUGAUGACGUUCUGAAGUCAAUAGAUAACUACAAUUUUGCCAUUCAAGUGAUAAAGCAAAACUUCCAAAGAGAGGGCAAGUAAAUUAGUCUCCUCCCUAGGCCUUUUGAAAAUUAGUUUUGUAAUGGACUGCAUAUACACAUGAGUAUUUGGAGAGAUGGCAAAAACAUUCUCGGUGAUUCUGCUGGGCAACAUUUGUUGACAGUUGAAGGAUAAUAAUUCAUGGCUGGUAUCCUUGAACAUUCAAGUGCCAUAAACCAUUUUCUAGCACCUAGUCCAAAUAGUAUGAAAAGAAUUCAAUCGCAUAUGUGUGCAGGCACAUUUAAAAUAUGGGGGUUAGAAAAUCGUGAUGCAAUUCUUAGACUUAUUUAGACAGACUCAGUUGAAGGCAGACCAACUCAUUUUGAAUUGAAAGCGCUGGAUCAUACUGCUAAUUAAUGUUUUGCUUUAGCCUCUGUUCUUGUUGCUGCUACAAAUGGUCUAGACAAAGAGAUGAAGCUACCUCAGCCUGUAAACGAUGUUCCAUUAUUCAUACCUGAAGAUGCUUGGUAAGAAAAAGGCAUUACAAUCUUGCCCCAAACUUAUGAAGAUAGAAAAGUUGCUGUUUAUUCAGAAGAAAAUAAAGUACUUUUAGAGUUCUUUGGCAAGCCCUUAAUCGAUAAUAUUUUCCUUAUAUCUGAUGAGGAUUUCAAGGAACUUGAUGGGAAAUCAAUUUCAGAGCAAUUUGAGCUUUUGAACUCAAAGUUUUGA